AUGCACGCCCACAAACUGCUCUUGACCACGAUUGCCUUCGCAGCUUGCGAUGCCGCAGUCAUCUUCGGCCAGCAGCUAGAGGGAGUGUUACCGCGUGUUGCAAACCCCGUCUACAACGCCCCCUACGACAGCAACUACGGCAUAGCAGGUGACGGCUUAAAGGAAGCCGAGAAGGACAAGCGUACUGCAAACCCCGUCUACAACGCCCCCUACGACAGCAACUACGGCAUAGCAGGUGACGGCUUAAAGGAAGCCGAGAAGGACAAGCGUACUGCAAACCCCGUCUACAACGCCCCCUACGACAGCAACUACGGCAUAGCAGGUGACGGCUUAAAGGAAGCCGAGAAGAACUAG
Messenger RNA from Fulvia fulva, 354 nucleotides. RefSeq lists its product as uncharacterized. The coding region runs from base 1 to 354 and encodes 117 amino acids. The record is from RefSeq and is a predicted model, not a curated record. NCBI's taxonomy places the organism in Eukaryota, Fungi, Ascomycota, Dothideomycetes, Mycosphaerellales, Mycosphaerellaceae. The transcript is spliced from 2 exons.